Molecule: messenger RNA, 432 nt
Organism: Striga asiatica
Lineage: Eukaryota; Viridiplantae; Streptophyta; Magnoliopsida; Lamiales; Orobanchaceae
Source: the annotation of a GenBank genome assembly
AUGGGCGGGCAGCUGGUGCCUCCGCCGUCUCUGAUGAGGACUUCACCGUCGGUACGUGCUGAUUCUCUUAGCUCCUUCUUCACCCGACUAGGGUUUUCAUUUAGUUGCAUGUCCCUUUUUUUGGCCCUAUCAAUGGAAACCGCAAUUCCUGCCUGGGCGAAGAGCUUCGGGAUUUUUCUUCUUUUCAGCCCUGCUGCUGCCCUUUUCAUCUCGCCGAUGUCCGCUAGUUCCAGUUGCAUCUCUCUGAAAUUCGGACUGGAUAAGGAGAAGUUUCUAGAGGUUAUGCGUGGCCGGGCCACCAAGACCAUGGCUAUGGAAUUGUUCGGGAAGAGAAUGGUCGGGAGGGAUUUUGGGCCAAGAGGUUUUUGCGGAGUAUAUGGUGAAGGAUUUGGGGAUGGCAACAGAUAUGUCCAGGGAAGGCAACAAGUAUAA